Messenger RNA from Guillardia theta CCMP2712, 591 nucleotides. RefSeq lists its product as hypothetical. The coding region runs from base 205 to 543 and encodes 112 amino acids. The transcript has 6 exons. Lineage: Eukaryota; Cryptophyceae; Pyrenomonadales; Geminigeraceae. The record is from RefSeq and is a predicted model, not a curated record.
AAUUAUGCGAUGCAUUGGUUGAUCCUUGACAUGUUUUGCGCCAUACCGUUCGACUACAUUCUGCACAUCGAAGAUCCUGUUGAACAAGAACAGCGCCGUCGAACAUGGUUCGCGAAAGUAACCAGAAGGACGCAUGCGCUGCAUAUACUAAGAGCUGCGAGUGACACGAGGCCAUUCCGGGGAGCGAGGUGGCUCGGCAAGAUCAUGGGCCAUGCCAGACGAGUCGCCCGAGCAUGCGGUGGCUACUCGAUGCUGUGGAGGAGCAUCAGGCAGAUCCUUAUCUUCGUCAGACCCCGCGAUAUUAUGAAGGCCUGGCACUUUCUGAGGGUGGUUGGGAUCAUCAAGGCUCUUGCUCUCUCUCCCGUCAUCUUCCGAAGCAUCUUCGGGUCAUUCACAAUCUUGAGAGUUAUGAUCUCAUGGUUGAACAAGGGAUGGGGAGGAGCUUUCAAUUUCAUUCUGCGUCGCAAGGCUCCGCUGAGGGACAGAGAGGUCAAAGUUGAUGCAGUGAGGAGUUUGAGAAAGCAGGCAAAGCUGAAGUUGUAAUUAUUGUUUCCAUUGUACAUAUUGUGAAUACACAUGUUAUGUUUGCUG